This is a messenger RNA of Megalobrama amblycephala (Wuchang bream), 1829 nucleotides long. RefSeq names its product stonustoxin subunit beta-like. Gene Ontology annotation, molecular function: protein binding. The transcript has 6 exons. The record is from RefSeq and is a predicted model, not a curated record. NCBI's taxonomy places the organism in Eukaryota, Metazoa, Chordata, Actinopteri, Cypriniformes, Xenocyprididae. Bases 111 to 1169 code for a protein of 352 amino acids.
AGACUGAGUCACGUCUACUGUAAGUCCAAAAGUAGUUUCCAGUAAAUCUUCAUCUAGUUUCUGAGGAUUGUCACUGCAAUAAGCGAGCAGAGAAAGAGCAGUGAUAGAAGAUGUCAUCUGUUCUAGAGCUUCUUCUGAAGACUCUGGAUGAUCUGAGCACACAAAAACUACAGAGGUUGAAAUGGUACUUAAAGAAUUAUGAAUCCAUUUCCACGGCUGAUAUUGAAAAAGCAAAAGCCACUGAUAUAGUGGACAUAAUGGUGGCACGAUUCACUCCAGAGGGAGCUGUUAAGAUCACGCUGGACAUCCUGAGGAAGAUGAAUGAGAAUCAUCUGGCUGAACAGUUAGAGAACAAACACAAGGAUGUACAAAAUGCAGUGCAGAUCAGCAGAGACGCUCACAAUGUUGAUCCUAAUCCUAAAUCAGGUGUAACUGUGCAUGCUCCUGUAUUCACUAGAAACAUCUCAAACCCAGUGACCUUCAACCCCAGCUCGAGCUCCAGUGCUGUUGGUCUAGUGCAAUAUUACAACAAAACUAUGAAGAAAGUGGAUCCAGUUGUGAAGUUUCCCUCUGCUGGAUUGAUAAGUCUGAGUGAAAAUGCUGGAGAUACCGGGAUCACCUUAAGACAACAGUAUGCCUGUGUUCUCACACUGGAUCCCAACACAGCACAUCCUAACCUCUUUCUGUCUGAGAGGAACCGGAAGGCGACACAUGUGAGAGAGAAGCAGCCGUAUCCGGAUCAUGCGCAGAGAUUCGAUUGGGAGCCGCAGGUUCUGAGUCAGGAGAGUCUGACUGGACGCUGUUACUGGGAGGUUGAAUGGAGCGGGCGGAUGGGUGUUGGUAUAGUGGUGACAUAUAAAGGAACGAGGAGUAAAGGAGCUGAUAAUGACUAUUCGUUUGGUCGUAAUACACGGUCUUGGCAACUGAAGUGUUCUGGCUUUGGCUACAUCGCCUGGCACAAUGGUUGUCCGACUAAUAUACCUUUUCCUUCAUCUUCUACUAAAGUAGGAGUGUAUGUGGACGUGUCGGCCGGCACUCUGUCCUUCUACAGCGUCUCUGACACACACACACUCACACACUUACACACAUUCAACACCACAUUCACUGAACCCCUCUAUGCUGCGUUCUUGAUCCCCACAAACUGCUCCGUGUGUCUGUGUGAAAUUUAACACCCAUUGGAUGGACUUCACAAAGAAUACAUGAUCAUUUGUUAUACUUUAACAAUCAUUUGGUUAUUAAUGUUAAAUGAUAAUUACUGCAAGUUAAGACAUGGAAUCACUGUGUUUGUCUGUUGUUUCUGUACAACUGAGGGUAAAAAACACUCAUACUGUAUGCUUAACUCAUAUGCUUAAGUUAAAUGUAUUAAAAUUGUUGAGAAAAUGAAUUCAAAUGAAUAUAAAAAGCCAAAACAUGGCUAUAUAAAAAGACAGUCUAACUUUCUAAUGGUUAUUGAUUAUGCACAUGUCACAUCAAAGCAUGCACUUUAUUUUACUGAGAAGUUGCAAUCAUAUUUACCACUUUGCUGCGAAAAAUUUGUGGGUAAAUUUUAUUAGGAGUCUAUAAGAUUGUAAGUUUUACGCGAGUGAAAUUCAAAGAUUUUGCUUAUAUUCCAGUUGGUCGCAUGAAUUCAACAGAAAUCUGCAGAAAUCAGUGACUUCUGUGUGAGAUCAUACAUCACUACACUUGACAACAGUUUUGUUUCCAAUAAUAACUAAUGUCUUUGUUCUCAUUUCACAAUGUCUCUUCAGAAUGUUUCACGCAGACUCAUAUUACAAGUUUUGUUUUCUUUACAGUAUCUUAAAUUGUUCCACUUAAUAAAAUUCAUAACA